Liolophura sinensis is the source of this 2470-nucleotide messenger RNA. Its product is annotated as LIM/homeobox protein Lhx9-like. Gene Ontology annotation, molecular function: DNA-binding transcription factor activity, RNA polymerase II-specific; RNA polymerase II transcription regulatory region sequence-specific DNA binding. The coding region runs from base 687 to 1850 and encodes 387 amino acids. The transcript is spliced from 5 exons. Gene Ontology annotation, biological process: regulation of transcription by RNA polymerase II; neuron differentiation. The record is from RefSeq and is a predicted model, not a curated record. Lineage: Eukaryota; Metazoa; Mollusca; Polyplacophora; Chitonida; Chitonidae. Gene Ontology annotation, cellular component: nucleus.
ACGGGCGUGUGAGACUCUGGGGGUGUCAUUUGUAAGGCAGCUGAAGGCUUCCAGCUCAAUCUCCCCUUCGACCUCCACAAGCAGACGAUCGUUUAGCAAACUCGUGACCGACACUGAAAGAGAUUUCCGUUUGGAGAAAAGCUGUGAGAAAUACUGUCGUGCGCUUGCCUGUCCCAAUUUGGGUGGCUACCAGCACUUUGGAUAUACAGGACCCUACUUAACAGUGAACUAAUUCGCGUGAAAGCUCAGCUGUACCCUUCAAAGUUGAAGCUCUUUAAUACUGGAAUACAUCUCUGGCCGGAGAUGACAUUGACUUUGACACAGAGAAGCAAGUCUGGAUGUUGUUAAUAGAUGUCGUAAGCCACAAGUGAAGGGCUAAUGUCGCACAGAAAAGUUUAAAACUGAAUCCUGAUAGAAAGAUUUUUCCAUUGAAACUGCGAGACUGUCUCAGAAGCUGGCAUAUUUCAGGUUGUGUCCGUCGGAUUAUACAGUAAGUUGUGAUUUGCUUACUGAAAAUCUUCAGCCUGAAGUUAGCGAGGAUUUUUCUUAUUUUCCAAGAGAAGAUUGUCAGUGAAAAACGGACAGACGUUUGCAUGGGUGUAUGCACAUAAUGCUGUCACAUGGCUUGCAGAAGUACGCUAAUAACUAGAAACAGUUUGUUAUCGUACUAAGACGCUUUGGCAAGCAUGGUGGAAAAAACAACUCUGACGAUGUGUGACCGAGGGACGAUGGAGAGUAGAACUGUCACUAGAGUGAGCAACCACCCCCACUCACACCCGCAUCCUCAUCCCCACCCCCCGGAGCGAGAUUCCUCAAGGACGAUGACCGUAGUGGACUGCCCGGAGGAACCUAGCCGCUGUGCGGGGUGUGCGGAGCGGAUUUUGGACCGCUACUACCUAUUGGCCGUUGACAAACAGUGGCACGUUCAAUGUCUGCGGUGCUGUGAAUGUAAACUCAGGCUGGAAUCGGAACUCACCUGUUUUUCUAAAGACGGUAACAUCUACUGCAAAGACGAUUAUUACAGAAGAUUCGCGGUGAAGCGUUGUGCCCGAUGCCACCUGGGAAUAUCGGCUAACGAGCUUGUCAUGCGCGCCAAGGAGCUUGUCUACCAUUUGAACUGUUUCACCUGUGCUUCGUGUAACAAGACUUUGACGACAGGGGACCAUUUUGGCAUGAAGGAAAGUUUAGUUUACUGCCGGUCCCAUUACGAACUUCUGUUUCAAGGAGAAUUCCUUCAUAGUCUGCCACCAUCACUCACGAGCGGACAUGUUCCUUUUUAUAAUGGCGUCGCCGCGGUGCAGAAGGGCAGGCCCAGGAAGCGGAAGAACUCGUUGCCUGGUGGUGACGACUGCGCAAGUCUGGGUCUGGUUCCAACGGAUGGUUCCGAUCGCUCACAGGAGGUCCUGGACAGAGACGCGUAUCCUCAGCCCCCACCACGCCAAAAGCGGGUUCGAACCUCAUUUAAGCAUCACCAGCUGCGGACCAUGAAGUCGUACUUCGCCCUCAACCACAACCCUGACGCCAAAGACCUCAAACAACUGGCACAGAAAACAGGGCUGUCUAAGCGAGUUCUGCAGGUUUGGUUCCAGAAUGCCAGGGCCAAGUACAGACGAAAUCUCAUAAAACUAGAAUCUGACAGGGGCGGGUUAGGUGGAGACGAAAAUGCGGGCGAGGAUGGCGACUGUGUGAAGGACUCAAUGGGCGACAUGGCCAGUUCGCCGUCACCGUCUCUGUCAGAAAUAAGUUCCUCGCCCUCCCUGUCGGACCUCCACAGCUCGACAAUAGAACCGGACCAGUCAAGCAACAGCCUGCCGGACCUCUUUACCAGUAGCAUCGCCUCCAUCAACUGAAUGAACAUGGAGAUAAUUUGUCGGAGUUUUCCUAGAUAAGACCGUCAUCUCGGCUCGCUAGCAUCCCAGACAACCUGCUGACAGCUGCCGUGGAUCAGACUCGUCAAAACACGGGCAGAUGUACAAAUGUGUGCGGAGAACGCCAAUCGAGCCGCAUUCCUGCAAAUGGCGGAAUCGCCUUGCCAAGCGGACGAGGUCAGUGUGUAACCAGCCAACUAAAACGACCUCCCAGAGGUCACCAUGACAACGACGUCCGGGACCAUGUCUCUGAUGACAAAAUAUGUGACUUGUGUUCGUAACAAAGUAAUGUGGUCUGUGCUGGGUUUGUGAUCAUGAAAAAAAAUAAAUUGUGCACAGUAUGUGCAUUUAGGCGUAACAGUGGAGGUCUGUUGUAGGCUACUUCUCAAAUGGUGGUCCGAUAUCAGUCGUCGUCGACUUUCAACGCAUGCGCACUGAAUGCUAUGGCUUGACGUCCCGAUUGGCGUCACGUAGUUAGUGACGUUUGCUCACAAUCGCAUCAUCACACUUCUGAUGAAAGGUGCUCGGGCAAUGUUGUUGAAGGAACACAAUCUGAGUGUGGGGCGUACAUGUGUGACGUAUGUGGAUGUGGUGUGACGUCA